CACCAGGACACUAAGGGCCCUCCAGCGCGCCUGCGCACAACGAUUGGCAGCCCUGGGAGGUGGGUUGGACCUAGAGAUAGGAGGAGGAGUUCCAGAGCUCCGGCGUGACGUCACGACCUUUGGGGGCGGGAUCAGCCCGCGGGACUCCACCGCCAUUGGUCCGGAACCCCGCAGUAACCAGGGGAACUGCAAACACUGUAGGGGCCGCUUCCGGUUCGAGCACCCGGAACCGCCGCCUCUAGGGAUGGACGGUCAGACCCUGCGAAAGGCUGACAGAGGCCGGUCAUGCUCACGGGAGAAAAAGGAGGGUUACACUAAGGACAUGGUGCCAGACUUCGAUGAGAAACAUGAUGAGUAUUUAAUAUUGCUUCAGCAGAGGAACCGGGUGUUAAAGCAUCUGAAAACCAAGGACCCCAUGCAACUGAGACUGGAGCACUUGGAGCAGGGCUUCUCUGUCUACGUCAACGGGGCCAAUUCGGAGCUGAAGACGUCCCCCCGGAAAGCUGUCCACUCUGACUUCACCAGGAGUGCUUCACAUGCCGAGGGGACACACAAUUACAGACGGAGAACCCUGUUGCGAGAAGCAGAGGAAGCUUUAAGACGGAGUUCACGGACAGCCCCCAGCAAAGUCCAGCGCCGAGGAUGGCACCAGAAAUCGGUGCAAAUCAGAACGGAAGCUGGUCCGCGGCUCCACAUCGAGCCCCCUCUGGACUAUUCUGAAGAUUCUGAGGCAUGUGGAGAUGAGACCGCCAAGGCACAGGGUGCUUCUGGGGACCGUCCACAGGGUACCAAGUCUUCCGCCGACACCACGCCCCGUGAUUUUCAUUUCACCCUUCUGGAUGCCCACGGAUGCCCUGACCCUGCAAGCAAUACAGACAAAGAAAGGAUCCUCUUAACUAUUCAGGAUGUGAUGGAGCUAAGAAAAAGCCUGGAACUUAGUGUAAAUCUACAGAGGAAACAAAGAGAUUGUUCCAGUGAUGAGUAUGACUCUAUCGAAGAAGAGGUACUCUCUGAGCCCGAGCCCGAGGAGCAGGUGCCGGUGGGCCACCCCAGAGAGGACCCCCCUCUUUGCAGUGGGGACUCCGUGCAGAAGGAUGUUCCCGAGGACCAGAAGAUGAAAGGGCACCCUCCCCAGGGCCCAGACCCCCUCGUGGUGCUGGAAUUUAACCCAGCUUCCAAGAGUAAUAAAAAGGAAAGGAAUUUGUCUGCUAAGCGGAAGGACAACGCUGAGGUUUUCAUUCCCAGCAGACCCGAACUGAACUUGAACCCCCAGUCCUCUGCUGUGUUCCCAGACCAGGAGAAGACAUGCUCAAGACCCGGAAGCCGCCGAGAGAGACCCCUCUCAGCCACCCGAAAACUCAUGCACGAGGCUGAGGACCGAGAGGAAGAUGCCUCAGCCGUGCUCAGGGCCAUCCAGGUGGAGAACGAAGCCCUGCAGAGGGCGCUCCUCAGCAAAAAGGCUGAGCCCCCCGCUGGCCCACUACAGGACGUGGAGGGACCAGCAGCAAAAUCGUGGACCAGUCUACUGAAGGAGAAGGAGGAGAGCCCUGAGCUUCCUACCCUCGCGGCCACCAGCACAACCAGCACGGCCAGCCUGCAGGAGCCGUCCGGGGCAGCAGGGGGAGCUCGAGCCGUCAGCGAAGCCAUUGACAGAAUUGGCCUUUUGGGGAGCAGGCAGCAACAAAGGCUUCUGAAAGUGCUCCAGGCCAUUGAAAGCGACUCUGCCCAGCUCAGCACGCUUGCUUCACCAAUGAAGGAGCCCAUGCCAGACCCAGAGGCCAAAUCGAGAACAAAAGGCAGAGACAUCAAAGAUGCCGUCUACGUGACCUUGGAAAUCCUGUCCAACUGGGGCCACGCGUCCUGGGUGGGGCUCACGGAAGUGGAGUUCUUUGACCUGCAUAACACAAAGCUUUAUGUGUCACCCCAUGACGUGGAUAUCCAGACCACAGACACACCCGGGGACCUGGGCCACCUGGUCAACAGGCACUUAGCUAGCAAGAAAGACCCCUCCUUGUGGAUGUGCCCCUUCCACCCGCCGCUCCAGCUCUUUUUUGUUAUCCGCAACACCAGACGGCUGCAGGACUUUGGUCUAGCCAAGAUCAAGGUUUGGAAUUACUGGACGGCUGAUGGCGAUCUUGACAUCGGUGCCAAGAACGUGAAGCUUUACGUCGAUGAAAGUCUCAUUUUCGAUGGCACGUUAGACAAAGGAGGUGGAGAGGCCCCAGCUGACCAGAGCAUCCCGGCUAGCGUGGAACAGGAGCAGGACGAGAGCAGGGGAAGGGCCCUGGGUGUCCCCUCGGGGGAAAGCAGAGAGGCCCACAAGAUGGCUGGCACAGAUGGGGAACUCGCGCCGCCAGCUGCAGCAGUAGCCGACGUGAAGCUUUCUUCCCAAGGAACGUUACUUGGCGGAAAGAUGAAUCCUCCCGACUGCACGAAGGACAGCUUGUCCAAGUUGAAUGAAGAUGCAAGCUGCCCAGCAGCCCUAGCCUCGACGGGGGGCAUGCUGGGGGCCCCCCCGCUCUGCCCGCCUGUGGAACGCCCUCCCCUUGACCCAGAGCUCUCCCUGGCCCAACAGCUGGAAAACCUCACGAGCAGAAAAGUCUCCGAGCCGCCAGCGAAAACCCCAUCGUGGUUGCAACCUUCUGCCAUAGGGAAGGGUGGGAAGCAGGGAGGCAGGAAGCCCAAACCGCUCUGGCUGAGUCCUGAGAAGCCUCUGGACUGGGUAGGCAGACUUGUAUCAGACGCCAUCACGGACACCAUGGGGGAGGCUUCUAGAGAGGUCGAAGUUGGGGAUAAAGGCCCGAGGCGUGAGCCAGGGCGGCCGCGCAGCUGGAAUGUCAUCACUGGAGAGAGAGCCCAGAAGGUGACCCCCAAAGUCUGUGAUGACUUUGACAUCUUUAACCAGCCCUCCAACAGGGAACACCCUGCUAGUGGGAGGAGGGGCCCGAGGAAGGACACCCUCAUCAGCAGUCACAGCGAUGGCCCGCCAACCAGCAGAGAAGACACCCGGUCCGGCAAGACGCCGCCGCGGUCCCGGUGGUGCAGUGAGCAGGAUCACAUGCUGCACGAGUCCUGGGACUCCCUCAGUGCCUUUGACCGCUCCCAGCGGGGUCGCAUCUCCAACAUGGAGCUGCAGGGGGACAUCCUGGACGAGUUCCUGCAACAGCAGAUGGGCAGCCGCCACAGCGACCAGCUGCCGCCGGGGAAGGAGGAGAGGCCGGAGCCGAGGAGAGGGCCGGAGGACAGCUCCGCAGAGACGCACGACGGGAGCGACUUUGAGAUCCCCGUCUUGCCGUAUGGACAGCGCUUGGUCAUCGACAUCAAGUCGACGUGGGGGGACAGGCACUAUGUCGGCCUUAACGGAAUAGAAAUAUUCAGUUCUGAGGGGGAGCCAGUGCAGAUCGCGAACAUUCACGCGGACCCCCCUGACAUCAAUGUUUUACCAGCCUACGGGAAAGACCCCCGCGUGGUCACCAACCUCAUCGACGGGGUGAACAGGACCCAGGACGACAUGCACGUCUGGCUGGCCCCUUUCACGCUGGGCAAGCCCCACUCCAUCUCCAUAGAUUUCGUGUGCCCUUGCCAAGUCGCCCUGAUCAGGAUUUGGAACUACAAUAAAUCUCGGAUACAUUCCUUCCGCGGCGUGAAGGACAUCACCAUGCUGUUAGACGCUCAGUGCAUCUUUAAAGGAGAAAUCGCCAAGGCCUCGGGGACGCUGACGGGAGCCCCAGAGCACUUUGGAGACACCAUCCUAUUCACGACCGACGAUGACAUUCUGGAGGCCAUAUUCUGCUUGGAUGAGACAUUUGACGUGGAUGCGGAGAGCCCCUACAGUCUGCAGAGUGAGGAGACGCCCAGGAGGCCGAGCACCGCCGGCAGCGAAGGGGAGGACAGGCCCUACACCCAGGCCGGCCCAUGGGCUGAGGACCAGGCCCUGGGGCUAGAGCAGCCAUCCAGUCCCCCUGCCCCCGAAGUAACCACGCCAGAGCCAGGCAUCUACCAUGGGAUCUGCCUUCAGCUGAAUUUUACCGCCUCCUGGGGGGACCCACACUACCUGGGGCUCACGGGCCUGGAAGUGGUGGGCAAGGACAGCCAGGCACUGCCCAUCAGCCUGCACCAGAUCUCUGCCUCCCCCAGAGACCUAAAUGACCUCCCUGAGUACACCGAUGACUCCCGGACCCUGGACAAGCUAAUCGAUGGAGUGAACAUCACCAUGGAGGAUGAGCACAUGUGGCUGAUUCCUUUCUUGCCUGGCCUGGACCACGUGGUCACGAUCCACUUCGACAGAGCCGAAAGCAUUGCUGGCCUGCGCUUCUGGAACUACAAUAAAUCUCCUGAGGACACCUAUCGUGGGGCCAAAAUCGUCCACAUCUCCCUGGACGGCCUGUGUGUCUCGCCUCCGGAGGGCUUCCUCAUCCGGAAGGGGCCGGGCAACUGCCACUUUGAUUUCGCUCAAGAAAUUCUCUUUGUGGACUACCUCCAGGCUCGCCAGCUACCCCAGCCAGCCCGGAGGCUCGACUUGCAAAGCCUGGAGCGGGCGACCAUGGACUACGAGGCGCCCCUGAUGCCCUGUGGCUGUAUCCUCCUCCCACCUGUCUGUGCAUCCCGGGCCCUCGGGGGUCGCACCCGCCCGGUGCAGCGGUGCUGUGAGCAUCCCCAUUUCUCAGCUGAGAACACGGAGGCCCAGAGAGGCGAAGGAACUUGCCCAAGGCCACAGAGCUGGGAAGGGGCGGGGCAGUUGCAGCUCCUGACCAGCUGGGGUGAUCCCUAUUAUAUCGGUCUCACGGGCCUGGAGCUGUAUGAUGAGCGGGGAGAAAAAAUCCCUCUGUCGGAAAACAAUAUCGCCGCCUUCCCCGACAGCGUGAACUCCCUGGAGGGCGUGUGCGGGGACGUCCGGACCCCCGACAAGCUCAUCGACCAAGUGAAUGACACCAGCGACGGCAGGCACAUGUGGCUGGCCCCCAUCCUGCCCGGCCUGGUGAACCGGGUUUAUGUGAUUUUCGAUCUGCCCACCACCGUGUCAAUGAUCAAACUGUGGAAUUACGCAAAAACGCCCCAUCGAGGGGUGAAAGAGUUUGGCCUCCUGGUGGACGACUUGCUUGUGUACAACGGGAUCCUGGCCAUGGUGGGCCACCUGCUGGGGGGCAUCCUGCCCACGUGUGAGCCCACGGUGCCCUACCACACCAUCCUCUUCACCGAGGACACGGACGCCUGCCGCCAGGGGCGACACACCACCAUCAGCAAUCAGGUGGAGGAUCAGGACGUCCAGAUGAUGAAUGAAAACCAAAUCAUCACCAACUCGAAAAGGAAGCAGAGCGCGGUCGACCCAGCCUUACGCCCCAAAACGUGCAUAAGCGAGAAGGAGACCGCGCGACGGUGGCGGUGCUGACCGCAGAGGAGGGGGGCCUGGUCCUCCAGCCGGCGGCGCCCGUGUCACCCGCCCCCGGUCCUCAGCCUUGGCAGCCUGGACUCUGCAGGCUGGAAGAGGGGAGCGAGAGGGGACGCGUGUGGCCUGGCCUCCCUCUGCCGCUGGGCUCCGGGGCGCCCUCCUGGGACCCACGCCUGUGCACACAAACCCGCCAGGACGGUGAGGUGGCGGGGGGGGGCCUCCCCUCCCUGCAGAGCAUGGCUGCCCAGGGCUCAGCCACCAACCCCCCCACAUGAGGGGGCGCCGGGGGAGGCCCGAGAGGAGGUGCCAACAACCCCCCUCCCCGCCACACCCCUGCCUCAUCUGGGGGCUGGUGGAGCCGGCUGAGAGGGUGGCGUUGUUCCCUGGUCCCCCAAUGUCUAGCCAGGGCUGCUCCAGCCCCGGACGCACUCGGGGAUGUGGGUGUCUCGGGGAGGAAAGGAAGGGAGCCGCGUCCUAGGAUGGCGGUGGGCAGCUUCACACCCCAGACGGCCAGCAGGGCCCGUCCAGAUGCCCUCUGGACGCGGGGCAGGCCGAGGACCAGGCCACAACCCCACCUCCCCUUCCACUUGAACUUUGCCUGGAGGCGGGCGGCCCUCCCUCUGGUCUGAGCGCGGGCUCCUCCUGCUUGCUCCUCCCUCCUCUGCGCACAGGUGCCCUUGCAGGGAGGCAGCGAGGUGCUCGUUGCCCAGCACCCCCGCUUCGAGCAGCUUCCCCUCGAGUUGGAAAUGUGCCUUGCACCCCCAGCCGAGUGAAGCUCAGAACGUAUCUAUUUCCAUCGACGUAACAAGCUCGGAUCAGGGACCUAAUUGGUUUCCCAGUGGUGGGUAAUUUCUCGUUCCAAAUAAUCCGUUGCUUUCCUGGCGCCCAGCCCGGCCCCGCCGCAGCGCUGUACUCCAAGCAGGUUCCUGUGCAACCGAGAGCCCCAGCAAAUACUUUAUGAGCUUUGCAGCUUCGGCCGAGCAGCUAUGCAAAUGCGCUUUUCAUUUGGAGCGUGGGGCCGAUGUGAAGAUAAGGAAUUGUUUCUCCCAGAGAAGAUCCAUCAUCACUGUAGCUUCCAGGGCCCCGGCUUCCGGGCUCACCUCCCAGAUGUGGCGAGUGCCUCCGAGGCCUCUGGGCUCCCAGGAGAGCUGAGGCCCGGGGGGGCCGGGGGCUGAUCGAGCCAGCCCUUAGGGACCAAAGCUGGUGCCACCGCCACGCUGAAUACGGCCCAGCUCUCUGUCCCCACGCGAGGCUGGGGCACAGGUCAGACCACCACGCACGCUCGCUCCCAAACCUCCACUGCUGUUGCUAAGAAUUGUAUGCGCCAUGUAAUUUAGGAGGGGAAAAAAGCUGUACGGGCAUUAACUGUAAAAUAAAUGUCUAUUUUUUUUCUCUUGCAAAAUCAAUAAAAGAUGUUAUUAAGAAUA
This is a messenger RNA of Mirounga angustirostris (Northern elephant seal), 6816 nucleotides long. It is a transcript of the gene KATNIP, whose product is annotated as katanin interacting protein. The transcript has 30 exons. The coding region runs from base 245 to 5389 and encodes 1714 amino acids. The record is from RefSeq and is a predicted model, not a curated record. NCBI's taxonomy places the organism in Eukaryota, Metazoa, Chordata, Mammalia, Carnivora, Phocidae.